Gigantopelta aegis is the source of this 2852-nucleotide messenger RNA. RefSeq lists its product as uncharacterized. The record is from RefSeq and is a predicted model, not a curated record. The coding region runs from base 250 to 1428 and encodes 392 amino acids. NCBI's taxonomy places the organism in Eukaryota, Metazoa, Mollusca, Gastropoda, Neomphalida, Peltospiridae. The transcript has 2 exons.
CUAAAAAUAAGUCCGCGACAUGAAGCCAGUAUCAAUUAUAAGCGAGAUUACCGUGUGGAACCACGUACCCGGUAACUUUCCUAGAAAGCCCACUAGUCGUUUGGAAUGACCACAGUGUAUGAACGAAACUAUAGUUUUAAACAUUUUCCGGAAACUGUGCCUUUGUGAAGCGACAAUCACGUACUUUCGAUUUGAGUUCGACGUUUUAUUCUGAACGAAAUUUGACAUCUUUAGUAACACUUGGAAACAAUGAGUCAGCCUUCAAAUCAAACACGGUGGGAAAAUUUCCUAUCAGAGCUGAAGCCACUUGUUGGCCGAAGAUCAAGAGGUGAACAGAUAGAAAAGGAUACGCUCGUUGGGCCAGCCUCUAUCUCUUGGAAAUUUGUAACCAGCUUAAGCCAAUCGUUCGAAAUAGAUAAGGACACACAGGGCUUACAGUGUAAUAAAUAUAGCAGAAAGGUUGGAACAUAUACGUCCGCUAACCAGCAGGAGGGUAAUACAGAACGCGAGACGUCCACGGUAUAUACCCAUUCCAGUGAAGUGGAACCCAGUUGGAGUUCUCCAUUAAAGGCAGCUGAACCAAACUCAAAGCCUGGUAAUUAUAGCAGAAUGGUUGAAACAUCUACGUCCGCUAACCAGCAGGAGGGCAAUACAGAACAUGAGGCGUCCACAGCAUAUUAUAUUCAUUCCAGUCAGGUGGAAUCCAAUUGGAGUUCUCCAUUAAAGGCAGCUGAACCAAAAUCAAAGCCCAUGCGGCGACCGUUAUUCCAAAUAGACGACCGAGCAACAAGCGUCAGUAAGUGGGAUUUAAGUAUGUUGAGUAAAUAUAUUGAGUUUGAGGAUGUGGAAAAGCUGAAUGUCAACAUUGAUGAGGUAGACCAGUCAGAAGAAAUGGAAAACAUCAUUCAGGGAACCCUGAACAUGUUGCAAACUUCUAGCAUGAAGCCUAAACUCGGCGAUGUGCUGCACAAAGAAGAAAAUGUCAGGAUGUUCCUGACGGCCAUACUCCAAAAGGUAUGCAUGGAACGUAAAUUUGGUUUUAGAACAGAGGAACAAAUUAACUUCAAAUACAUGCCAACUUGUAAGUUCGACUAUUUGUUUCGCACACGUGAAGGAAAGCCGAUCGGAUGCAUGGAAGCAAAGACGUGUUCUAGUAUGAACAGCAAAGCCUUCGCCCAGGCAACCAUCCAGCUCCUGGUUCUACAGCAACUUGCUUGCAAGCACGACGUUGACAUUUCGACUGUUCCCGUGUUCAACAUUCUUACCGAUGGUCAGAGAUUCGUGCUGAUGCAAGUCAUGGGAGAUAAGAUGUAUCUGGAGCACGUGUCGAAAAACGGAGAGGAAGUACUGAAAAUCCGCACCACUCAAGUGAUGGAAUCAUUACUGAAAAUCGUGGAAAUGACUCUAAGUGUACUUCCUGAAAAGUAGUUGCUGUGGCUGUUUCACUUCGUGCGACACUGGUAUUAGCUUGUUUAUGGGUGUACAACUAAUAUACUUUGAGAGAUAUUGUUGCUUUUUUUUUCUUUUUUUUUGUAAAUAUAACACAUAAAUGCUUUGUCGCUUUGGUUUUAAUUAAUAUACUGUAUAUUCAUGUAUUUUAUUUUUCACUUUGAGGUAUAUUGGUAUUAGCUUUUUUUAUGAAUGUACAGUAGAAUGCUUAACUAUAUGUCAUGUUUGAUGUUGUAGGUUAAAGAUAAUUACUGUUCAUACUGUUCAAAAACAUCCAUUGGAAGCUUACUGGUUACGGGUCAGCAUAUAUGACUACGUGUAUCUGUCGGUACAGCGAUGAGGUAUACGUACAUGGGUCAUUAUCAGAUAAAGUCCCAAAUUGAUGUCAGCUUUUAGGAGCUAAUUGGUUUUCAAUAAUACUUGCAAUAUUCUCAUGUUUUGUAACUAAAUAGUAACUUACAAUAUUAAGUCAUUAUUCUACCCAAGAUAGGUUCGCUGAUUAUGAAUGUUGUUUAUGCUAAUGCUAUGUUAUGGUAUGGGUAGAUCAUUAACAAAUAAUCACAAAUUACAAAUUACUGUGGUGGUCCUACAAUGUUGAUUAUACAUUUAGGGUCCACUGAUAAUUAAUGGGAAAUGUAAUGACCUCUGCAGAGCAGUAGACAGAGAUUUGCACACAAUUCAACACUUGUUCGGUUUGGUCGAAUAUUUCACCCAGAUUAUUUUGGUACGGUGCUAAAAUAUAAAAGCAAUUGAGAACAAACGGUUAAGAGUCAAUAGAAAGGGGUGGGGAAUUGUUACGAAUUCUGAAUUACACGGAAAAAAUAUUUCUCAUUCAGAAAUCACUUUCAAUUGUCAGAGAAUAUUUAGAUUUGAUGGCACUCAUCUUUCCGAAAUUGGUUCAGAUAUUUUGAUACAUAAUUUACAGGGUAUCAUUGAACAAUUUCUUGAAAAGGAAGAAAUGAUAAUUUGUGAAUAAUUAAAUAUGUUAUAGUCCAGAAUUGGUGCAGUAAGUAUUGACUUACUAUGUGGCAGAAUUCUGGAUGUACAUGUGUUUACUAUAAGUAUUUAUUAAACCUGUUUGGUUAACCAAAGGGAUUUGAGUUUAUUGUGUUUGCCAAAAUAUUUACAUAAAUACGAUGUGCAUUUCCAAUGGGUCAUAAUAUUUGUUUGCCUGGUUUUCAUAGGGGACAGGGUUUUGGCUACUUUGUCCUUUCACCAAGCUGGUGGGCAUGUAACAUUUGUUGUGGUCAUUGCCUCCAUGCUGGAGCAAGUUUCGUUGUUUAAUGGAUAUGCCAUAUAUAUCUAUAUGUAUAUAAAUAUAUGUGUAAAAAUUAUAAAUAUUAGGAAGAACUGAACAUUGUCAUAAAAUAACUCAAAACUACCAAAUAAAAUAAUAGUUUGUC